Molecule: messenger RNA, 696 nt
Organism: Arctia plantaginis
Lineage: Eukaryota; Metazoa; Arthropoda; Insecta; Lepidoptera; Erebidae
Source: the annotation of a GenBank genome assembly
AUGCAGGGGCGCGCGGGCGAAGGCCCGAGCGGGCUCCGCUCACACCCGCGCGCCCUCCCACCGCCUGUAUUACCACCACCGCCGCAGUUUGCUACUGAUCAAGACGAGAUGCCUGCUAAUCAGAUUGCACAGGUAAUCGCGCUGAUAUGCGGCCUCCUAGUCGUGAUCCUGAUGGUUCUCGGGUUAGCAUCGGCUGACUGGCUGAUGGCUGCCGGUUGGCGUCAAGGCCUUUUCAUGCACUGCAUAGACCCGGAGGCGCCCACACCGCUACCUUUCGAUAUAACCGCUCAACCAGGGUGUUAUGCUGCAAGACCUGCGCCUUAUAUUAAAGCGGCAGCGGGUCUUUGCGUAGCUACCCUGGCAGCGAAUGUGUGCGGAGCGCUGCUGACAGGCCUCGGACUGCGUUCCGCUGACCAUCGCACCAAGUUCCGUUAUUACAGGUUCGCGGUGCUCGCAAUGUCGUUAGCCCUUAUGUGCAUUCUAAUAGCACUAGUUAUCUAUCCAGUCUGCUUUGCUGCAGAAUUGAACUUGGGUAACAGGUCAGUGUGGGAGUUUGGUUGGGCAUAUGGAGUCGGCUGGGGCGCCGCUAUUUUCCUGUUUGGUGCUGUAGUAUUGUUGUUAUGCGAUAAAGAGAGUGAGGAACUCUAUUAUAAGGAGCGGAAAGUGGUGAGCGGCGAGGGCGGGGCGCGCCCCUAG